AUGAAAAACCAUUUAAUAAGUAUAAUAUUUCUUUUAAAUAUUAUUCAUAUAGCAAAUGUAUGUAACAUAAAAAUAGCAACAAUAGAUUGUAAAAAGUUGGAAAUAUAUAACAAAAAUUCUUAUAAGAAUCAUUGGAAAUAUAAAAAUAGAAAAUUUUUUUUAAAAAUAAAAAAUUCUUUAUCAAUUAAAAAAUUAAAGACAAGUAGAAGCUUUUAUUAUCUCAUAAAAAUAAAAAGCUGGAAAGAAAAUUUUAAAAAUUUAUUACAUAGAUAUGGAUUUUAUGAUAAUCAAAAUAUUCAUCCUUUAAAAAAUUGCUUAUGGGAAAUAACUACAUAUAAUUUUUUUUUACAAAAACAAAAAUCCUUUUUUAUUCAUAUUUUAGAAAAUGGAAAAGUAAAAAUAUCAGAAAAUUUAGUUGGAGAAUGGAACUAUAACAAUUAUUACAUUACUUGGUAUAUUGAAUAUAAAAAUAAAAAAGUCUAUUAUACUGCUGAGCUAUUGUGGAAUUAUGAAAAAAGUAGAAUGAUCAAAGGAAUAAUUUAUGAAGAAAAAAAAAAAAAAAAUUCUUUUUUACCAUCAAGUUUAUUUAGAAAAAUUGUAGGAUCUUUUGAAGGAAGAAUAAACAAUUAA
Molecule: messenger RNA, 630 nt
Organism: Plasmodium relictum
Lineage: Eukaryota; Apicomplexa; Aconoidasida; Haemosporida; Plasmodiidae
Product: conserved Plasmodium protein, unknown function
Exons: 2
Coding region: 1-630 (209 amino acids)
Source: RefSeq, a predicted model, not a curated record